CAACAAGAAACGCUCACUUUAUUCACUCCAAGACGCUGUCUUUCACUCGGCCAACAGAAAGUUGCAGCACUGUAGAAAUUUCAGGAAUGUCAAUUUGCGUCUGAUCUUCAACCCCAGAGAGAGAGAGAGAGAGAGAGAGAGAGAGAGAGAGAGAGGGUAGAGAGAGAUGGGUGGGGUUACUUCAUCCAUGGCUGCAAAGUUUGCAUUUUUUCCACCGAACCCACCAUCCUACAAGGUAGUGAAAGACGAAGCCACAGGGCUGUUGCUACUGGAUCCGCUUCCCCACCGUGAAAACGUCGACGUUUUGAAGUUUCCGACGCGCCGCGGCAAUGAGAUCGUCGCCGUCUAUAUUCGCCACCCAAUGGCCACGUCCACGCUCCUUUACUCCCACGGCAACGCCACCGAUAUCGGCCAGAUGUACGAGCUUUUUAUCGAAUUGAGCAUUCACCUGCGCGUCAAUCUCAUGGCGUAUGAUUACUCUGGCUAUGGGCAGUCCUCAGGCAAGGCAAGUGAACAUAAUACUUAUGCAGAUAUUGAAGCUGCAUAUAAGUGUCUUGAAGAGAGGUAUGGUGCUAAGCAGGAAGACGUAAUCCUCUAUGGUCAGUCGGUUGGAAGUGGCCCGACUGUUGAUCUUGCUGUCCGUUUGCCUCGAUUAAGGGCAAUUGUGCUGCAUAGUCCUAUAUUAUCUGGUUUAAGAGUCAUGUAUCCUGUGAAGCGCACAUACUGGUUUGAUAUCUAUAAGAACAUUGAUAAAAUCCCACUGGUAAAAUGUCCUGUGCUGGUAAUACACGGAACAUCUGAUGAAGUUGUGGACUGCUCACACGGCAAGCAACUUUGGGUACUUUGCCAAGAGAAAUAUGAACCUCUAUGGCUCAAAGGCGGAAAUCACUGUAAUUUGGAGCUCUAUCCAGAAUAUAUUAGACAUCUCAACAAGUUCAUCUCAACUGUCGAAAAAUCACCUUCACGUAGGAUUACUUCAAGAAAAAGCACAGGCCACAGGAAAAGCACAGACCGUAUUGAACAUCCUAGGAGGAGUGUCGAUUUUUAUGAGGCUCCAAGAAAGAGUACUGAUCGGAGAGAGAAAUCAAGGAAAAGCACUGAUAGACCUGAAAAGCUGAAUAUUAGUGAAUACAAGUUCAAUAACAUCGACAAGGUAGACAAGUUUAGAAUCUCUGUUGACCAGAUAGAGAAGUCACGAAGAAGUGUGGAAUACCGUCAUGAGAAAUCCAGGAGAAGCGUCGACUGUCAGCUAGAAAAACCACGGAAGAGCGUUGACUGGCUGGACAGAAUUCGACCUGGGUAAAAUCUCGGGUCAAAGUUUGAAUUGGGUUUGGGACAAAGAAACAUAGAACAGCAGUUGGAUAUGGGGAAAAUAUUUGGGAUCUAACUUAAGGUUGUAGAGUUUGGGGUUUCAACAGAAAGUAUGGGGUUUUUCGGAAUGUGUAAUCUUUGUUAUUUCAAGUUCACAUGUAACUUUGUCAUGGCUUAAUUGUAGAGUUUUGAUGUGUUUUAUGGGUCAUUUUUUCCCUUGAUUGUUAAUGACAGAACUCUAACCUCUUUGUUUUUCUGAAAGGAAAUGAAACUCGUUGUUUAUAUCAA
Malus domestica (apple) is the source of this 1599-nucleotide messenger RNA. RefSeq lists its product as uncharacterized. Lineage: Eukaryota; Viridiplantae; Streptophyta; Magnoliopsida; Rosales; Rosaceae. The record is from RefSeq and is a predicted model, not a curated record.